GCACAUCCUUUGAAAGUCUUUUGUUUUAACUGGGAAAUGGGACUAAAUUUUGAAGACACCUUGAGAAAGCCGAUGUGUAUUAGGACAAAAUUAAGUGUUGGAAAUGAGAAAGAGAAAUUGUUGAAAUUAUUAUCCUCUUUCUUUCUCUUGUCUAUUUCCCUGUCUUCGCAAAUAUGUUUCUUAACAAUGAUCAGAUGGGCAAACUCUUUGCUUUAACAAAACAAUUAGUGAGGCAAGUUUAAAUUUUUACUCCAAGCUGGUAACUUGAAAAUGAAUGUAACUGGUGCUUCAUCCAUUGGACUUUGUGCUUAUUGAUUUAAUUAAAUUAUAGUUGAUCCAUUGGAUAAUUGUGUCCACCAAAUUAUUAUUAUUUAAAUAAAAUGUGUUUCAUUGUUUUAAAUAUUAUAAAUAUUAUCAUCAAAUCUUGGUCCAACUAUUUGCAAACCUAAAGGUUACAAGGGAACAAGGUAAACUUGAAGCCAAAAGUCCUGCCAUAUUUGUCUUGCAAUAAUCUUAACCAGAUGAUGUAUCUGUAGUCUGUUAUAUUUUUAACCCAAUCUGAGUACCGACUGACUGAGGUUCACUUCGAAAGCAGGUGACGCAUUCUUGAAAUAUCUUCAAGCUGAAGCUACAUGGACAAAAACAAAUGUAUCCAACUCUUGCUGACCACUUAUCAAUAUGAACUUGCCGAUUAGCAAAUGCCCAGCUCUCUGAGUGAUGCACGAUUGGGUUGAUGUUAAAAGGUCGACAAUCGAUUAAUUGGACAUAAAAUCUGGUAAAUAAUCUUUGGGGUUAACCAAUGCCAGUUUGUACCUACACCUCAAAGAUACCUUUUUUGUGCCUUUAUUACUUACUCUGGACAUAAAAAUACAUCUAUGUAUAUAUAAAGCCACUGAAACAACAGCAAAAGUACAUCACACAUAUAGAUAUACGUAAAGCCCAAAAUAAGAAGGAAAACUUUUCUGGAAAACGUGAAAACUCUAUUGUUACACCUUUCAACUUUAACUUCAUCUUUUGAUCAUCUCUUGUUCAUCUUCAGUGAUAAUGUGCUACACAAUCAACAAUUUCCUGGAGACAACAACAAAAUACUUGAUCAACACAAUUUACAAAUCAUCUUCCGUCUUAAUUUAAACAACAAACAAAAGUACAACACCAACAAUUGAAAACAAAAAAAGUAACCAAAUAAAUUUGUGAUUGCAAAGCAUAACAAAAAAAGGAGAAACAAACAAACAACUUUAAAGGAAACUUUCAAUGUAUAAUUUUUUCAUUGCUUAUGAUCAGCUCUUGUUCUUGUUCUUGUGUUGGCUAUAAUUAUUGUCAUUUAUUAUGGCUACUGCAAAUUUACGUAAAUUCAAGUGUCCUGAAUGUGGGAAGGCUUUCAAAUAUAAACAUCACCUGAAAGAACACAUACGAAUCCAUUCCGGAGAUAAACCCUUUGAGUGUCCACACUGUGGUAAACGAUUUUCCCAUUCCGGAUCCUUUUCAUCUCACUUGACCAGCAAAAAAUGUUUCAAAGUUAAUCUCAAAGUGACCAAUUCAAAUAAUAUUAAUUCUAUUAAUAAUAAUAGUAACCAUUUAAACUCUCCACAAGCAACCAAACCGUUCCAUUUACCACCGUACCAUUGUCCGCCGUACUAUUUACCGCCCUACCAUCUACCACCGUACCAUUUACCAUCUGCAACUUUUCAUAAUUUUACCGAGAUUGCUCAGGUUCACCUUGAGCCUCAAAGAACCCUAAAUGUUCAUAGUUUAAAUAAGUUAAAAUCAAGCCUCUCCACAACGAUUACAACAAUCCCUGCCAUAAUUCAUAACAAUGUAAUUAACAGCAAUGGAUCAUCGUCUCACCUCAAUCAUCAUCAUCAUCCUUCUCACAAUCAUAAUGGUAAUUCUAUUAAUACACCUAUUACUGACAGCAACAACAACAAUACCAGCAUCAACAAUCACAACAAUCACAGCAACAAUAGCAACAACAGCAGCAGCAACAGUAGUAGCAACAUUGGUACUAUCAGCACCAUUAGUACCAUCAACAACUUCAACAUAAGCAACAGCAACACUCUCAUUAUGAACAACAUCGACAUCAACAACACAAGCAGCAAUUUUAUAAAUUUCGAAGUUCCACUCGAUCUUUCCACAAACAAAAUAGAAUCCGUUCCAACUGAUUUAUCGGUGAAGAGGAAGAGGCCAUUAGAGGAUGAAGAUGCAAAUAAAAAACAAUCGACAUCCACCGAUCAUUCAGUCACUAGUGACCAUUCAACCUUGCAAAAUGAUCAAAGUAAUCAUGUUGAUGAUAAUGUUGACAAUUUUCAGUUUUCAACCAUCUUCAACUGCGAUAAAUGUGAGAAAACAUUUAAUAAAUCAAGUUCACUUGCAAGACAUAAAUAUGAACAUUCCGGUUUACGUCCACACAAAUGUGAUGUCUGUAGCAAAGCAUUUAAACAUAAACACCAUCUAACCGAGCAUAAAAGACUCCACAGUGGGGAGAAGCCAUUUCAAUGUAAAAAAUGUUUAAAGAGAUUUUCACACUCAGGAUCGUAUUCCCAACAUAUGAACCAUCGAUACUCCUAUUGUAAACCGCAAAGAAUCACUUGUUCAUUCAUUAUGUCGACUGAAAAUUUACGUAAAUUUGAGUGUCAUGAAUGUGAAAAGGCAUUCAAACAUAAACAUCACCUAAAAGAACACGUACGAAUCCAUUCCGGAGAUAAACCCUUUGAAUGUCCACACUGUGGUAAACGAUUUUCUCAUUCCGGAUCCUUUUCCUCUCACUUGUCCAGAAAAAAAUGCUUAAAAUCUAACCUCGAAAUGACCAAUAUAAAUAAUAUUUAUUCUGAUAAUUUUGACCAUUGUGACUCUCGAAAGGAGAACAAACCACCUCAUUCCCCACCGUUCCUUUUACCACCGUAUCAUCUUUUACCGUACUUUUUACCAUCUACAACUUUCCAUAAUUUUAUGAAGAUUGCUCAGUUGCACCUUAAUAAGCUAAAAUCUAUAACGAAUACUAAAAUCCCUGCCAUAACUGAUAACAAUGUAAUUAACAGCAAUGGAUCAUGGACUCACCUCAAUCAUCAUCUUCCUUCUCACAAUGGUAAUGCUAUUACUAAUUCAAUUACUGGCACCAACAACAGUAAUAGCACCAUUAGUACCACCAACAACUUCAACAUUAGCAACAGCAACACUCUCACCAUGAACAACAUCGACAUCGACAACACCAGCAGCAAUUUUAUAAACUUCGAAGUUCCACUUGAUCUUUCCACAAACAAAAUAGACUCCAUUCCAACUGAUUUAUCGGUGAAGAGGAAGAGGCCAUUAGAGGAUGAAGAGGCGAAUAAAAAACAAUCAACAUUUACCGAUCAUUCAGUCGCUAGUGACCAUUCAACCUUGCAAAAUGAUCAAAGUAAUCAUGUUGAUGAUAAUGUUGACAAUUUUCAAUUUUCAACCAUCUUCAACUGCGAUAAAUGUGAGAAAACAUUUAAUAAAUCAAGUUCACUUGCAAGACAUAAAUAUGAACAUUCCGGUUUACGUCCACACAAAUGUGAUGUCUGUAGCAAAGCAUUUAAACAUAAACACCAUCUCACCGAGCAUAAAAGACUCCACAGUGGGGAGAAGCCCUUUCAAUGUAAAAAAUGUUUAAAGAGAUUUUCACACUCAGGAUCGUAUUCCCAACAUAUGAACCAUCGAUACUCCUAUUGUAAACCGCAAAGAAUCUAGAUUCAGAUGGCUCCAUGGAUGGCUCUUCCAUUCUUUUACCUGUCUUCAUACCUCGCUUUCCAUUCUUUCACCCUUCUAUCAUGUCAUCUUUCUUUUUCCGUUCACGUUCUUGAAAAUUCUUAAUCUUUAAAAUAAUAAAAAGCAACUUUGCUCACCAA
Molecule: messenger RNA, 3863 nt
Organism: Tetranychus urticae (two-spotted spider mite)
Lineage: Eukaryota; Metazoa; Arthropoda; Arachnida; Trombidiformes; Tetranychidae
Source: RefSeq, a predicted model, not a curated record